AUGGAGUCCAAACCACAGCCGGCCGUGGUGGCCGCCCCGAAAAAGGGCAAGCCUAUACAUUACCCUUUUGGUACGUGCGAAAUACCUGUGCGCCUGCAAACGAGGCAUGGCGACAUGCCCAAGACGAUGAGCAGGACCUUUGUGCACAUUGUCAAGAAUGAUGGCUUCUUCGCCAUCUAUCGCGGCCUCUCGGCCUCGCUGCUUCGACAGAUGACGUACUCGACAAUUCGAUUCGGCGUAUACGAAGAACUCAAGAACAUGGCGUCCAGCGAUGGCAAGCAGCCCGGCCUACCCAUGCUGAUCGGUAUCGCAACGGUGUCGGGCCUUAUCGGCGGCGUCUGCGGAAACGCGGCCGACGUGGUCAACGUACGCAUGCAACACGACGCGGCGCUCCCCGUCGACAAGAGGAGAAACUACAAGCACGGCCUCGACGGCAUGUACCGCAUGGCGCGUCACGAGGGCAUUGGCAGCUGGUUCCGCGGUGUCUGGCCCAAUAGCGUUCGCGCCGCGUUCAUGACGUCGUCGCAGCUCGCCUCGUACGACACCAUCAAGCGCGUGCUCAUCGCCCAUACCCCGAUGAAGGAUGACCUCGCGACGCAUUUUACGGCCUCGUUCAUGGCGGGCGUGGUGGCGGCGACGGUGACCAACCCAGUUGACGUGGUCAAGACGCGAGUCAUGUCGGCGCACAGCGCGGAGCACGGUGUCGUCGAGGUGCUUAAGAACCUUAUCAAGACGGAAGGCUUCGGCUGGAUGUUCCGAGGUUGGACACCGAGCUUCCUUCGACUUGGACCUCAAACGAUUAGCACCUUCAUCUUCCUCGAGAUGCACCGAAAUGUCUAUCGUAAAGUUAAGAACAUAGAAGAGUAG
Molecule: messenger RNA, 867 nt
Organism: Parascedosporium putredinis
Lineage: Eukaryota; Fungi; Ascomycota; Sordariomycetes; Microascales; Microascaceae
Source: the annotation of a GenBank genome assembly